CAUCGACGUCACCUUCCGACAAACAACUGAAAGGCCGCAGAUUGGAAGUAGCGAUGGGCUCUGACUGUAGACACGGGAAUAUCGAGGGGAAGAGCAGACGCAAUGGGAAUGAGCAGAAGGAAUGAUGGUCUCUUCGACAGAGCUCGCUGUCCUCAGUUUCCUGACCAUCUUCUCGUCUCCUCUCGCACAUCAGAACCACCACAUCACAUCAUCUGCCGCUCUGUUAGCCCGUCACUCGCUCAAUCAUAACAAGACUUCUGCUUCGACAUCAUUACAGCUUCAAGAGACACAUUCUUUCCAUCCACCCUUGAACAAAACCCAGCCUUCACACUUCAAAGAUGCAUUUCCUCGCUUAUCUCGCAGCCGCUACUCUAGUCUCGGCAGAAGCUUUCAGCAUCUCCGUGUUCGCUCCCAACACCGACGUUGACGGUGCCAUCCUGCAUGCGUACGACCACGGCUUUGCAACCCAGCUAGAGGGCCCAGCGACCUACUGCCCUCUGAAGCCUGAAACCGAUUGCCCUAAGGUUGCUGGCACGCUGGUGAGCAUGAACAUGGAGUACAUGGCGGUCCAAGUACCCGGAGGCCAGGAAAUCUACGUCGGAGCCGACGGGCAGGUUCAGUAUAUGACUGCUCAUUCGCAUGCACUCCCUCCGGGAGCAAUAGUCGGCGGCUGGUUCCACAAAGGGAUCGAAUCCGCUUGUCUGGGACCGCUAGCACACGACUUGGCGGACUUCACUGACGGCAAGGGCAAUGGUGGCCUUGUCCUUUGCCCCGUGGACUGGACUAUAAAGGGCUCAACGCUAUAUGCUAAGACUAAGGGUUUCAAGGAGAAAGGUUGCACCGACAUCCUUGGACUGCAAAUGACUUUGUCAAACUCCAGCGUUGGAUGUUGGCAAUACAACUGAUGGGGGGAUGAUGGCUUAUUGUUGACCGCGGUUAUACGAAUUCAUUGAUAGGAUUAGUCGGCAUUGAUAGCACCAGUAUCAUUCUUAGAUAUUCAACGUUUUCUU
This is a messenger RNA of Xylaria bambusicola, 1010 nucleotides long. RefSeq lists its product as uncharacterized. Bases 339 to 905 code for a protein of 188 amino acids. NCBI's taxonomy places the organism in Eukaryota, Fungi, Ascomycota, Sordariomycetes, Xylariales, Xylariaceae. The record is from RefSeq and is a predicted model, not a curated record. The transcript is spliced from 2 exons.